This is a messenger RNA of Saxophila tyrrhenica, 2586 nucleotides long. RefSeq lists its product as uncharacterized. The transcript has 9 exons. Lineage: Eukaryota; Fungi; Ascomycota; Dothideomycetes; Mycosphaerellales; Extremaceae. The record is from RefSeq and is a predicted model, not a curated record. Gene Ontology annotation, cellular component: Golgi medial cisterna; Golgi trans cisterna; membrane. The coding region runs from base 1 to 2586 and encodes 861 amino acids.
AUGGGCGCGUCGGAGAGUAAGCUCGCGUUCAAGGAGGACAUCUUCCGCCUAGCUGGCGAUGAGAAUAUACCUAUUGACAGUCAGUGGUGGUCGCGGUUCCUCCAGCUCCCCGAAACAGCCGAAGACGUCCAGAACCUCUGGUCCGCCAACGACCUCCGCAGUCUCACUCUCAACACUCCCGCCGACCGACCGCUGCACAGCCAGUCCAGCCCACGCAAGAAUGCCGAGACGCUCAUAUACCGCACCAUCGGCCGUCUGCACGCUCUGCAGACAAGACGAGUCUACGACGACCCCCACGCACCGAUAACAUUGGAAGUGCUCAACGGCGUCCGCGUCCUCACACGACUGCUGCCGUACAUCUACGAAGCCGACCAUCUGAACGACUGGGAAGCACAGUUCUUCUGGGCCCCACGGAAGCCGGCAGAGUACGUCAACCCCAAGAGCGGGCAGAAGAAGUACUUCGAUGGCCUGAAUGAGACGAAGACGGUGCCGGAGCAGCAGAAAGACGCUGUGCUUGGUCCGCCGCUUGGAGAGCAGUUGCUGGAUAUACUGAUCAACUACCUCUUCUUCCCGAACUUUACUCUGCCUCCGAGGAACGAUGAUAACGGUCUGCCGGAGCUGAAGCCGAAGUUUGUCGUGUGGCAGAGCGGAAUCGGUGCCAAUAAGGGCGUGGGGAUGAGCAAGGAGAAUGAGAGGAAUGCUAUGGAGGUGCUCCGGCUGCUGCUUGCGCUAAGUAGCCGGGCGAUGUAUCUCGCGCCGGGCAUUGUAGCAGAGAAAGACGUCAAGCCGCUCACUUACCUGACGACGCAGAGUGAUCGGCAGGUCAUCCUGAACACUCUCUGCUCGCUACUGAAUACGGUCCUGAAGUAUCAUCAGAACCCAUGGGGCUUCUCUAUCGACCUCAGCGCUGCGAACAAGGACUCGAAGCAGGCGCUGGUAACGUACAGCCUUCAGUUCUUGCUAGUGCUGAUCACGUAUCCGGUGCCCAACAAUGGAGCCAACGAGUUCCGCAAAGCACUUGGCCGGCUCCACCGUGCGGAAGACUUCCAGUUCAUCUGCGAAGGUCUGAGGCAGAUCUUGAUGCAGCCGACCUCAGGCAUAUUCCGGCCAGUCCAGCGUCUCACCAACCAGCCGGCAGCACCAAUAGCACCAGAGACGCUCUCUCUGUUCUGGGAGUUGCUGCAGUGCAACAAGCGCUUCCGCAGCUACCUUAUCGACACCGACCGUGCCAAAGACUUCGUCGUUCUCGUCCUCUACUACGCCGUCGAGGCCAAGGACGACCCUUCGAGGCAAGGUAUUGUGCGCAUGUGUGUCUUCAUCCUCCAGACGUUGAGCGUCGAGGAGAAGUUUGGCAAGAAGCUCAACACGCCUUUCACCUUUCAAGAGACGCUGCCGCCGGCGCUGCAGAUUCCUAAUUUCCAUGGCAGUUAUGCUGAUUUCUUGAUCGGGCACAUUCACACGCUCCUGACCGGGUCGAACCGAGGCCUCGAGUCCCUACACCCGGCCCUGCUGGCGAUCAUAAAUAACAUCGCGCCCUAUGUCCAGGACCUGCAGCGCGCUACUAGUUCCAUGCUCUUGAAUGCCUUCGUGUCCAUGUCGCAGCCCUCGUUCUUGUUGGCAAACGAGACGAACUACGUGCUGCUGUUCUCGUUGCUGGACGCGAUGAAUGCGCUACUUGAGCAUCAACAAGAAGAGAACCGGCGCUUUGUUGAUGCUGUCGUCCGGAGUCGAAAACGAUUUGAGGCAUUGCGAGACUUUACUGUCGACGGCGCAUUGGAGGAGCUCGAUCGGUCCACCAAGGAGCGCAAGGAUGCUGGCGAAUUUGCAGGUGUCAGAAGUCCAAUCCGCAACGCGUCUCUCGAUAGCGCUCGAGCAACGAGGUCGCCAGCACUCAGCAAUGUACCCGAAGAUAGCGCUUUUGCAAUCGGAGACGAUGAAGACGAGGACGACGAGGCGACCCCAAGCAUCUCAAGUCACGCAAGCGCAUCUGUUGCUGUGCCAAAUGACGCCCUGCCCCUACAGAGCCGCAGUAUGAGCGAAAAAGCACGGGGCAAGCAGCCAGCAGGACUCUCUUCCUUCUCUCGCUCCACUUCACAAAACACCAGCACCACCAGCUUACACGCAUUGAACACACACACAUCAAACACUACAUACAAUCAAUCAUUCUCUCCUACAGCAGAGUGGCGUGGCGGCCCCAGGCUCUCCACCUCCGACCCCUCCACCAACACCACCACCCCCGCCACCGCCACCACCGCCAAACACGCCGACCUAGUCGGCGCGCCACCGUCGUCCCCCAGCGAGGUCAAAGUGCAGACCUUCCGCUGGACCGCGCGCGCGCUGGGAUGGUACGCCAGCAUGCUCUGGGGCUGGGUCUACGCGGCGGACCCGGCGCGCGUGUGGGCGGGGACGGCGGUGCGGCUGUUCGCCGUGCGGGCGCAGCGGCGCGAGGUGAGUUUGAAAAGUCCCCGCGGGGCCGUCGACGCGGUCGGCGAUACGAUUGCGAGGAGGAUUGGGGGGUUGAGUUUGCCUGGGGGUGGAGGGGGUGGGGGUGGGGAGGGGGGUAGGCAGACAAUGAGAGAGGUCUGA